AUGAAUACAACAUUGGUAUUGAUUAAACCGCAUGCAUGUCGGGAGAGGUUCCUCGAUGUUGCGCGUGAUCAUUUUGAUUAUUAUGGGAUUCGUGUGGAUGACAUGUUGCUUUUGACGGGACAACAGGUUCGUCGAGGAGCAUAUGUCGAACGCCAUUACAGCUCAGUAGCUGCUGUUUCCGCUUGCCCGUCCGAAGAUUUGACUGUUUAUGUCUCAGAGGAGACGGCAUCCCUUUUCUUUGGUGCCUUUGGUGAACUGUGGGAAACUGUGGUGGAGCAGCGACGGGUUCUCACACCAGAGGAUGCCAUGACUAUUCUUGGUCUUACGCCGGAAGAGCUUAGUGUACGUUGGUGGGCUUCAAAAUCGCGUGCUCGGCUUGAACACGGCUUCUAUGUAUCUUAUUUACAGGAGGAACAAAUGUACCUGAUAAAUGGGUUUUACCCAGCGUUGCUUGAUUCUUUUACUGCUCCCGAAAGUCAAACGUGUAUUCUUCUUCUUUCAUGGCCGGAAGCAAAAUAUUCUUGGAAACGUUUUCGUUUAGAAGUACUUGGUGCAGCUGAUCCACGUGAAGCGGAAUCCACUUCUCUUCGUCGCCUGUUGUAUGAUAAUUGGGAAACAUAUGGAUUAGAUGAACAGCCAAGUCUUAUGAAUAACGGCCUGGAAUCUUCAAGUGGUCCUCUUGAAGCUUUGGCACAACGAUUUGUUUGGAUGCAUCGACGUGCAACUGAGGAUGAUUAUGGUCGUGCAUUGCUACGGGAGGGUAUUUCGCUAGAAUUUUUGGAAAAACUCGUGAAAAAUCCUAUCUUAACAUAUAGAGGGGAAACUCGAUCAGUAUUUGAACUUUUGGAGAAUAUGCAAAGUAGCGAGGUACUUCAUCAUGCUGCAAUUAUUUUCGCAAUGGAAAAACAGAAGAAAAUAAAUAAAUCAUCUAUUGGUUAUGGGGAAUCUGAUACAACUUCGCCUUCGGCUGAUUGGACUAUUGUUUUGGAGGAUGAAGAUGCUGAAGAACGACGAAACAGAGCUUUAGUAUUUGUGAAACCACAUGCUAAUACACCUGAAACUCGUGCCCUUGUGGAGGAACGUUUAAUGCAAGUUGAAGGAAUGCAAAUUGUUAGUCACCGCCAUGUUAUGGGUAAAGAGAUUGCUUCACGACAAGUGAUGGACAAACAUUAUGGAACAAUAGCUCGCUAUGCUGUCAAAGUAUCACCGUCAAGUAUUAACGUUAGUGUACAGAAUAGAGCUAUAUUUAAGGAAGUUUUUGGUAUUUCUUGGAAAGAAGCAUUAAAAUGCGGACGUGUAUGGAAUGCUGAAACUGCUUUGCAUGUCCUUGGAGAAAUAUCCUCUGAUGAACUUUAUGCUAUGUGGGGAUCAUGUGCAAAGACUGUUAAACUCACUGCUGGGGCGUAUGUGGCUCACUUUUGUAAUGAGGGAGUUUUCGUAAUAAAUGGUUUUUACCCUUACCUUAGAGAUACAUACAGUGCUGAGGAUGCGAGGGUAACUUGCUACGUUCUCUCUUGGCCAGAAAAAUGUUUGACUUGGCGGGCAUUUCGUGAAGAAUUGAUUGGUAGUACAAAUCCUGGAAAUGCAGUGUCUAAUAGUCUCCGUGGUUUAAUACGAGAUCGAUGGCGGGAUUUAGGGCUUCAACAUCCACCAACAACUACAGACAAUGGUGUUCAUGCUUCUGCAGGACCAUUUGAAGCUGUAUUGGAGCGACAUUUAUGGACUUGUUCCCCCCUUACACAUGAUCCUCUUGCGUUAAGAUUGCAAGAGUCUGGUUUGACAGGAGCUCUCUUAUACCGUUGGAAAUCUAACCCGGAAGUGGUGUUGCAGAACGGGAGACGUACAGGUUGCAUAUUUGAUCUUCUUGAAAAUCUUCAAACCUCUGAAAUGGUGGAUAUUAUGCGUGAAGCAGAGGAACAGGCACUAACAAUGUGUACCGAAACCCCAAUGAAUAGGGGUGUGGUAAUAAUCAGACCCUUUGCGCUUAAUGAUCUUGUGAUUGAAAAAGUGAGGCAAACUCUCAUUACUGGGGAAAUACGUGUAACCCGUGAAACUUCUCUUUUCAGUAACUAUGUGGUGGAACACUAUCUUAAAAGUUCUUCUUUUCGUGCCAUGGAACAACUUGCUGAUGCUAAAAUGGAUGAAUUACGAGAUGAUGUUAGCCCAAUUAUUAAAAGUAAAUUUAAGGAGCUUUUUCACUUUGCUUGGGAUUGGUGCCUGAUAGGAGGUAAGUUACUUGGGGCUACUGAGGCAUGUGAGGAACUUGGACUUACGUCUACAGAACUUUUACAAUUAUGGGAAGAAUCUGAACAGAAAUGUGUAACAAAGUCUUGUUUUAUUGCGGAGUUAAAGUCUCACAAUAUUUAUCUCAUAAACGGCUUUAUUCCUUUUGUUCGUGAAUGUUAUGGAAAACCAGGAAACCGUAUCUACCUUUUUGAAGUAGAAUGGAAAGAAAAAUCCUGGACGUGGAAUGAUUUUUGUAAUGUGCUAAUUGGCAACAAAUCUGAUCCACGUACCGCCACAGAAGGAAGUUUACAACGUAUAUUUGCAGAUGAGUGGGAGAGUUUUGGUCUAGUGCGACAACCAAUGUCAGAGACGACAGCUGCAUUGUACGUCUCAGAGGGGCCUUUAGAGGCUGCUGCUGAUCGAGAGAUGUGGCUUGGAGUUGAUCUUUCCGAAGACCCAUUUGUACAACAACUUAUGCUAGAAGGUGUACCUUUAUCACUACUACUACCAUAUGUGCGAGAUGAAACAUUGGAAAAUGAAAAAAGAGAUGAUAAUGAUGAUGAUGGAAAGAAAAAACAAUAUACAAUAAAUGGUUUUGGAGAGAAUUUUACACGAACUAAGCUUUCUCAGUACCAGCAAAGUAGUGAAGUAGUACGACGUCUAAAAGCGCUUACCUCUCGUUUUAUACGUGACAUAAAGAUGAACUAUGCUUUUAUUUGGGUAAAACCUCACGCAUGUACUACUGAAGUAGUAGAAUGGAUUCCACAAGUUUUAGAGGAACAUCGCCUUGAGGUAAUAUCUUCUGGUCAUGUCAUGAUGGAAGAAGUAAUUGGGAAAAGACUUGUUGAUCAACAGUAUUAUGCUUUAUACCGUAAUGCAAUGUCGCGCCCUAUUGAAGAGAUACCUAUUACGACGACACAAAUGGUAGAAUUUGAGCGGACUUUUGGCAUUUCAUGGUGUACAGCUGUGAAUCUACACAUGUUGAUAAAUGCGGGCCAAGGUGUGGAACGGUUGGGGGAGGUGGGAAUGCUGGAUGCAUGGAAUAACGCCUCCCGUAAGGUGUGUCUCUCACCUUCCCUGUAUGUUGCCUACCUUGAGGAGGAGGGUCUCUUUCUCAUCAACGGCUUCUACCCGUACCUCCGCUCCCGCAUGUACACCGGGCCCCGCAUCUACUGGUUUAUUGUGGCGUGGGACGGGGAGAUCAUGACGUGGGAGGACUUCCAGGGGUACGUUGUGGGCGACUCGGUGCCGUCGGCGGCGGCCACGGCCUCACUGCGGCACGGGCUCCUCACAUCGUGGGAGGCGUUGGGCCUCGUGCGGCCGCCGGACGGUAUUGACAACGGCGUGCACGCAUCGCCAACGCCCAUGGCGGGACUCGCCGACCGCAUCGCGUGGCUUGGCACCCCCGUGGAGGAAGAUGUCUUUGGGCGGCUGCUCCUGCAGGGCGGCGUCAGCGCGGAGUAUCUCCACACACUCCUUCGCAACCCACUCGUACGGCACAGAGAUGAGCCGGUGGACGCGGUGAGUGAGGCGUUCGAUAAGAUGUGUACAGAGAACCCACUCCUGUUAGCACAAUUGAUUGGGCUACAGUCAUCAGGGGGAAUGCAACUCAUCACAUCAGAAACACAGAAAGAAAGUUCACCCACGCUCUCCCCAGCAGAUGAAAUGCUAAAAGACGAAAAGAAAAAUACGAAUGGUUCCAAAGAAUUGUUAACAUCGGUGCAAAAAUCUAAUGGGCAUGUUACUUCUUUCACAUCCACUGUUAACAAGGACAAUAAUACUGCUUCAGUUCCUGCAUCAAUAUUGUCAGAUAAAGCAGUAUUACCUCAGUCGUUCCGUCGAAAUUAUGCUUUUCUUGUGGUAAAUCCGAAAUGUGCGUCUGCUGAAAAGGAGGAACUUAUGACUGUCUAUAUCAAUGACUUUUUGGUGCGUCACAAAAUAAGAGUUGAGGCAGGAGGUAGUGCUAGGGCUAUCGCACCAGCAUUACGUCAUAUGGCAGAAGAACUCCAAUCAGAAGUAUUCAAGUACGCUAUUAAACAGACCCCAUCUCAGUAUGCUAUAGAUUCAGCUGCAAUGUGUGCUUUUCACAAGUAUUUUGAUGAUUUAUGGGAUCCCCAUACGGUUCGCAAUGCUGUGGAUGCUGCAGUGGAGUUUAACGCAUCAGCACUCAAACUGAAAGAGAUGUGGGAUUCAUGUACCUUGCACAAACGCAUAGCCCCUUCUCUCUAUGUUGGAAAACUGGAAGGUUUCAACAUGUACCUUGUCAAUGGCUUUGCUUUACACAGCGUGGAAAUAUUUAACACAUGUACAACUGUGAAGAGAUAUUUUUUACUCUCAUGGGACAAUAAUGAUUGUGACUACGCUCGCUACCUAGAGGACAUCAUUGGCGACCCUUACGUGGAGAAUGCAAAACCUGGUAGUUUAAAUCAUCUUUUGUUAGAGGAUUGGAAAGCUGCUGGUUUACAGUGUCCACCGGAUCCUUUUGAAGGAGCUCUCUUUACUUCCACCAGCACCUUGGAGGCUAUGCACCAGCGUCAAAUGUGGCUUUCACUUGAUAUGUUGCACGAUACUGUUGGACGUUUCGCAAUACAACAGUUACACGUUUCACCAUAUAUUCUACGUUGGGCUCUAGGAAAUCCACGUAUGGUACAACGUGAUGGACGAUUUUUAUUUGAUACCUUACGUGGAAAGGGAAGCGCAGAAGUACUUGAAUUACUUUUUGAAGAAGAAAAACGGCACCUCACUACACCUCCCCGCAACUCGGCCUUUGUACUUGUCAAAAGCCAUGCCCUUUGUAGACCAUUUGCGAUGACAAUUGAAAUGAUAUUUUCUCGUGCUGACGUACGAAUUGAUGAAGAGGGUGAUUUAAGUGGUGGUGUUGUGCGUGCUCGUGGACUUGUGCACCAUCUAUAUGCUACUGCUUCAAGAUAUGCCGUACGUGAUGUAUCAACUAUACGACUUUGCAAAGGGGAAAAAGAUAUGGUGCGUCGAGAACUUGGUAUCAGUUGGGAUCAGAUGGUUUCGAGUGGCGUCAUUGUUAACGCUUAUCGUGCUCUAGAAGUUCUAGGUGGUAUCACACCACAACACCUUUACGAACGUUGGCGAUUAUCCAAACGAGUACUAACGAUUCGUCCUGAUCUUGUUGUUGCCGAGUUGGUAGAUAGCGGUAUUUUUGUUGUAAAUGGAUACUUUCCAGAGUUAAAGCAAUCUCUUGAAUCUGCCAAUGCGCUACUACAUUGGUAUGUUGUUUCAUGGGCAGAAGAAAGUAUGAGCUGGCCUACCUUCCUUGAACAGGUUGUAGGUGAUGAUAAUCCACAAGUUGCACUCCCAGAUAGUAUUCGUGGAGAACUUUUUCAACGUUGGAGAGAGUAUGGCCUUACUGCUACGCCUGAUUUAUUACGUAAUGGUCUCCACGUGAGUCAGGGUGCACUACAGGCAAUGCGAGAGCGCACUAAAUGUCUUCACUACAAACUAAAUGAAGAUUACCUCGGUGAUGUGAUGCUACGUCAUGGUGUACCUGAGAGAAUACUUCGUGUAUGGCUUGAUAAUCCAGAUGUUACUUCAGGAGGAGUGGAGGCAGGUGUGUUUGAGCACCUGCGGCACUGCGACACAUCACGUCUAUUAGUUUUACUAACAACUUUAACAGAAGAACUUCGCCGAGAAGAGGAUAGUAAUAAAGCAAAUGCUGCACGAAUUCCAGCUAUAGGGGAAAGUUUAGGUACUCAGUUUCGUGUGGUCGCAUCCAAGGUACCAAUAGAACAAGAACAAAGUCAACAGGAUCAACAAAAUCGAUGGAAAAUGACAGGGGAGGGGAAUGCUGCUGAGGUUCAUGAGCAAAGGAUUUUGCCACAUAGUAGUGAUGAAACCCUACUGUACCGUAACACCGCCGUUAUUAUUAUUAAACCCCACGCAUCUGAAAAUGUCAAGAUUAUAGGACAUUUAGAACGCAUUCUCGCCGAAAACAACAUUCGUGUGAAGCAAGAACUUCGCAAACAAAGUUGCCCUCGUCUUGUUGACAAACACCUCGCAUCUCCUAUGUAUUAUGCAAAACACAACUAUAUUCAGAAUUGCCCAGAAGUAACAGCGGAAGGUCGGGCCAAUUUUUUUAACUCUUUUGGUGAAGAGUGGGAUAGUGUGUUAUCUUCGCGACGUGUUCUUGGUGCCUUUGACGCUCUUUCCCGAUUUAACAUGACAGCGUCACAACUCUACGUGAAGUGGUCUCUACCUCAGCAGCAGCAUGUACAGUUGGCAUAUGAUAUGGAAGUGAUUAAAUUUCAUGCAGAAGGGGUUUAUGUGGUCAAUGCUAUUACACCCUUGGAACGGGAGCGUAUGAUUUCUUUAGGACAAGAAAUGCGGGACGUUCACUGCUAUGUAGUGAGCUGGGAUCAGCGUAAGUGUAGCUGGCACCAGUUUCUUCAUAAGGUUAUAGGUGACGUGGAUCCGGCUGAGGCAGAAAAGACAUCCCUGCGUGGUGUACUGUACCGUGAAUGGGAGGAGGUUGGCUUACCGUCGAGACCAAAUCGUAUUGACAACAUUGUGUUAGCUAGCGACGGACCACUGCAGGCUUAUGUGGAGCGUGAACUUUGGUGUGGCAGCGGCGAUAUGAUUCCAGAUCCACUCGUGCGCGCUGUUUGUUACAUGGACUAUGAUCCUGCGCAAUUGAUGGAAUGGAAGGAUAACCCAUUGGUGCGUUUGACGGGUCGUUCAACUCAUGAUGAGAAUGUGACAGGUCGCAUGUUCAGUUUUACCUUUGAACUUGAUACAAAGGAGUUUGUAGACCUUAUGAGUGAACGUGAUGGGUUUUUUGUUCCUAUUGCUCCAAUUUCAGAGGCUCUGACUGAUGAGCAGGAGGCUGGAGGUGAUGCAUUAAAACAGAUAGAAAGAAGGCGUAGUGCUGGGAGGAUCACUGGCAGACAUUCUCCUCUCUUGAUCUUUGAUGAUGAAAACAGUAGAUCUGGUGCGGGUCCCACAGAGUGGGUGCAGCAGGCGCUGUUGAAUGCCACGGAGGAGGAUGUGGCACGUCUGUGGGAGCACUACGGAGGAACAGUGGAUUGGGAGGAACGCGCGGCGGGUGGGAGCAGCGGGAGUGUGCCGACCUCCGGAGCUGCCGCUGCAGUUGGUAGUGAUGUCGUCCCUCCCAGUGGUCUACAUGGCUCUAUUAACGGUGAGGCGUUUCGCAAAGACAUUGAAUCCCUGGAUUGGUUUGGGUUACCAAUUCCCCAGAGUACUAUAAGGAAACUCUUUGAGGGAAUGGCGUGGCGCGGGGAUGGGCGAGCCACAUAUGAGGAGUUCCGUCUUGCUAUGGCAGUUUUACAACAGUUGUAA
Trypanosoma theileri is the source of this 7551-nucleotide messenger RNA. RefSeq lists its product as uncharacterized. The record is from RefSeq and is a predicted model, not a curated record. NCBI's taxonomy places the organism in Eukaryota, Euglenozoa, Kinetoplastea, Trypanosomatida, Trypanosomatidae. The coding region runs from base 1 to 7551 and encodes 2516 amino acids. The transcript has a single exon.